Saccharomyces eubayanus is the source of this 747-nucleotide messenger RNA. Its product is annotated as DUP/COS family protein. The record is from RefSeq and is a predicted model, not a curated record. Lineage: Eukaryota; Fungi; Ascomycota; Saccharomycetes; Saccharomycetales; Saccharomycetaceae. The transcript has a single exon. The coding region runs from base 1 to 747 and encodes 248 amino acids.
AUGGAGCACGGAUUGCAUAUGCAGUCGCAUUUCAAGAGUGAUGAUGUCAACAACGAUGUUAAGUUGUGUACAAUGAACGAAGGCAUCUCGGAUGAGCCCAAUGCAUCUUUGAUCGCGGACUAUAUCACUCUUCCUAACAACAUAUUUACCUCAAAAUUCCCCCAUCUAUUUCACGAAAUGGCACACUUUAAACCUUUCGUGUGGUUAUUUCUAGUGCUCGCGAUUUCCAUUUUAUCUGUCGUGUAUUGCCAUAAUAAUGUCUUUUACAAUCUUAUUGUCUUAGUGGUUGUUCCUUAUUUCAUGUGUUUGUUUGCGCUGAUUGCAUUUAAUCAGCCGAUCUCUGAUGAAAGCUUCAAAAUAAAACUUUUGAUGGAGGUAAUUACAUACAAACCAGCGGUAAAGGGAAGGGAAUGGAGAACUAUCACAUACAAUAUGAAUCAGUACUUGUUUUGUAAUGGUUUAUGGACUACUCCGUACUAUUUUUACAGUGAAAUGACGUGCUAUGAUUUUUUUAGAACCCUCAUUAAAGGAAGGAUUUCCGGUACUCCUUCAGACUCAUCAACAAGUGAUGCCGAAAAUACACAGCCAGAGGUACCAGCAGCAGAUGCUCCGGAUGAUGCAGCUAGGUCUCAUAUUUUCAGUCCUGACCCAAUUUUCGAAGCGUACUAUCUUAAAGCUGUAGAAGUGGAAAAAGAGGCCCAAGGAAAGUAUUGGAGCAGCCAAUAUCCAAAUACCGAUAUACCUUAA